Messenger RNA from Malurus melanocephalus (red-backed fairy wren), 5108 nucleotides. It is a transcript of the gene FANCB, whose product is annotated as FA complementation group B. The record is from RefSeq and is a predicted model, not a curated record. The transcript is spliced from 9 exons. The coding region runs from base 318 to 2906 and encodes 862 amino acids. NCBI's taxonomy places the organism in Eukaryota, Metazoa, Chordata, Aves, Passeriformes, Maluridae. Gene Ontology annotation, biological process: positive regulation of double-strand break repair via homologous recombination; interstrand cross-link repair; replication-born double-strand break repair via sister chromatid exchange. Gene Ontology annotation, cellular component: Fanconi anaemia nuclear complex.
CGGCCCCGAGCAGCCCGGAGAGGCCCCGCCGCUGACGGCCCCGAGCAGCCCGGAGAGGCCCCGCCGGCCCGGAGCCCGUGGUCGCUUCCCGGUGUCUCUGCGCCCGGUGUCUCUGCGGGAGCUCUCGGGGCCCGGGUGGGGAGGGCAGAAACGCCGCCUGAGCCRGGCGAGGGGCAUCGCUGCGGACCCCGCAAGAUGAGUGGAGCUCGAUGGAAAAUGUCCAGAAAAGGUUAAUAUUUUCACAAAGAAAUAAGCCUGACAAAAAUGGGGACAUGUAUGGUUUUCUUGUAGAGGACUAUGCAUAAGGAUAAAUCAAGAUGCUUUUGAGUGACCAAGAUCAAUUUUUGUCCUACAAUGGUGAAGUCCUUGUAUUUCAGCUGUCAAAACCAAAGCAUGCAGAGGAAGMAGACGAUAAAACAAUGAAUUUAUGUGUCAGAAGGAUGGUGUUCAACAGAGAUGCUAAGCUGUUCGUUCAGAAGUCUUCUGGAGUAUUCACCAUGCUUGCCAGUCACUCAAAAAUUGAAAUGAUUUGUUGUAGCUGCACAAGAGAUUCCAGAACAGGCAUUAUUCUUCCCUGCAUUUUCAUGAAGAAGAAAAAACGGAACAAUGUCAAAUACUUUUUAUUGUUGCUUCACAGUUCAAAUCAAUUUGAGCCAUCCUUUUAUUUUAAAUUGGAUUAUGAGCUGAAAGAAGACAUCAGGUUGUUUGCUGGCCCAUCAGUGUUGUGGAGACAUUCCAACAAGCUGUUCUAUAUUUCUUCCAACACCUGCGUGGUUCAAAGUGCCCCUGUUCUGCUUUCUUCUAUAGUGUGGACAGGUGAAAUUGUAGGUGAAGGCACUGUUGUCUUAGGGAUAAGAACAGCUUGCCUGCCAGAGACUGAAGAUGCAGAUGGAUUUUCUGUUUCAGACAGAGCCAUCUGGGGUAGUGAGUUCUUUGGAUACGCAAUUCAAACACAAAAAAUGCUGACCAGCACGUGUUUCAUGCCUCAUGCUUACAGCAAAGUGGUAUCCUCUGUGUACAUCUGCAAGAGCGAGAGAUUGAAAAAACAGCUCCGAAUAUCACUUGUUGCCGUUACSCACAAGAACCAGCUUAUUUGGUUCCAAAAUGGUGUCCCUAAAGGUGUUUGUGAGCUUCCUUUUGAAAAGCCAUGUUCYGUAAAACCAGCUGUAACCAGUAGCAAGGAUUUGCUAUUUGUUGUGUCUUUUGCCUCUGGAAAUAGCUGUGUUGURCAGAGGAGAGACAGCUUACAGGUGGCUUCCAAAUGGCAAAAAGUGAAGUGCAUUCUGGUGGAUGAUUUUAUUGCUUCUGGAAGUGAGCAGCUGUUGCUACUUUUUAAGGAUGACUCCAAUACAGACGUGUUAAGUACAUUCAAAAUAACAGAUCUUGGAGAGGUCAACUAUGCAAGUGAUAUUAAUGAUAAACGUGAUCUUCCUGUUUCAGAAGGAUUGCAAGAGAAUGGCUUGCUUACUGUCCGAGCCCUUGAAACAAGAUUACAGGCUGGUUGGACUUCUGUUCGAGAGCUACAGCAGCAUUUAGGYCUCCAAAAGAGGGUUAUUCUUGAGUCUUGCAGAGCAUUAAUAGAUCUUGUUGAAGAAAGAACCCAUAUUCUACCAAGUGCAAAAGAGGAAGGUCUUGUCUCUCUCUGGGAUGAUGCAGAAAAUCCUCCUCAUUCUCUUAGUAAAGAGACAUCACUGGCAUCUAAAGUCCCAGAGCACUUCACAGAGGGAUUGUGGCAGCGUGUGGUGGGUGACAGCCUGGUAGUUGGAGUAAAGCUAACUGAAUCAUUUUACUUGUCACUGAGAGAUGUCAGUUUAUCUUUAGUGAUGGAUCAAGACUUCUCUUCGAUUUCUCCARUUAUCAAGUGUCAAAGUAAAAUCAUUAAGCUGAAUAAAGCCUUCUCAGCACUGGCUGUCUCCUCAAAUCAAAUUGAACCUCCUCCAAAAAAGAUAAAAUUGGACUUGCAUAGCAAGAUUGAUCUGAAAAAAGCGCUUCCUAAGAGAUGUUCAAGGAUUCAGCUGGAUGGAGCAAAGGCAGUCAUUGCUGUCACCAGCCUKUCACCACUGCUGGCAUUUCAUCGUGUGUGCUGCGUAGUUCUUCUGCAUGCCAGGAAGCAAACCCACCAGAAGGACAGUUUASAGCAGAGCAAAAAGAUUACUGUACWCUGUGGGAAAAUUUUGUUAAGUCUGGAAGAUCUUUCAAAUGACAGAUAUUCAGUGAAGAUGCUAAGGGAUAAUAGUUACUGUACAGGUUCCAUGGAAGAUAUUCUUGCUGUCCUUGCAGUAUCAGUGAGAUUCUCUUUUGAGAUUGUGUCUUCUGACUGCACAUUGACUCCAGUCCGUUCAUGGCUACUGGAAGAAAUGGAGUGCACACCAUUUAAGGAAUGCCAGGACAACAUAUUCUGUCAUAAAGCAGGAAAUGUCUAUGGUACCAUUUUUAACUGGACCCUGAAAAAUCCAUUUGAAGGAGUUCUAACAAUAUUUUGCAGAAAUCUGACUGUCUUGUUCCAGUGCCUUCACAGCCUUACCAGAAUUCUCCCUCCAAGCUGCAGUGUAACACUCCAGAGAUCUGGAAGCAAAGGAGAACUCACAGAACAGUUAGCACUGGCUCUGGAAAAGGAAAUGCUCACCUUGAAGAAUUCUCUUUUCUUAAAAGAAACUAAAGCUGAAAACAGCUUGACAUGGGGGAAUGAGGCUGGCAAAGAAAUCAGUAAUGCUCCUCUGGCUUCUUUACUGGACACUGUGGAAGGAGUCCAGCAAUUCAGGAAGAAGUUUCAGAAUGAGCAGGAAGAGAGUGUGCAAAGUAUGAACCAAACAUUGAACGGUGCCCUUUACCAGAAAAUUGCUUUGAAAAUAGCUGAAGCUCAACUGAGUUCAGAUAUGAUUAUGUGCAAAUUGAGCAAGUCUUAGAAACUAUUAACUAAAUUUAUUUUGAAUUUAAUUAAAAUUACACUAUKAAAUAAUAUUUAUAUUUUCAUGGGUACUUGUAUUGCUUUGUAUUCUAUAGCAUUUCUGUGUUGUUUCUACAGAUGAAUGCUGGUAUUCUGAUUGAUAACUUUGGCAAGAAUUUAACGUUAAAGAUUGAGUCAUUAUUUUGUAACAGAUUUUGAAAAUAUAUUUUUAAGGUAUUUCUAAUAAUUCCUACUCCAAUAAUCAUAAUUAUUGGAGUAUAAAAGAAUUCUUUUAGAAAAAURAAUUAUUAAGUGUGUACUCUUUAAAAUAAUGCUAUUGAACUGGAAACAUGCCUAUUUAUACAUUUAAAAUGUAAGCUUUUUUUAGAAAUCUUAAGACAGGUAUAGAAAGGAUCUAGGUUAUACAACCAAUUGUAAUUCUUAAUUUGAAUGUGGAGUUUCACAAAUGCUAAGAGGAGGCAGUUUAUCUUCAUGACAUGUCAAACCUUUUAACUUAUAGUGAUACCAUGUGAGGAAGAAAACUUUGUACCUUUCAGCCCUGUCUUCCRGAGUCCACCCUCAGAUUUAUGGAGUAUUUAUUGGAGGUGGAGAASCAGAUCAGGCCUCUUAACCAGAUUUCAAGACCUCAUGAAGAUUCACUGCAUACUAAAGCUGCUUCAGGUUUGACAGGUCUACUCCCACACAAUUUAGAGAUAGGGCUGAUCUCACUGGUAGAUCCUGGAGGAAACUCCUUGCUUGGAUGUUAACCUAGCUUCAGUGUCAGAAGAUUAGCUUGCUCAAUCCCUGAGUCAAAUGAUUGUCUGCUGAUACUAGGUGCUCAGUGGUUUUGGCCUAUCUCAAAUAGUUUAAAUAAUAUUGGGCAACGUUUCUGUUCCUCCCUUUGCUGGCUUGAGCAAGAUACUGCUUGURCUUCCAGGCAGAGAAUGGCCAGUACUACUUGCUGAGAUGGUAAUUCUUAAUCAAUUUUUUCCCAUUAGCUUCAUGAGGGGCAGAAAGGUUAGAAAAUCUUAAAUCACAAUAAUUUGCUUCCUUUAUCUCUGCUUUAUGUAAAUAAAACAUUCCUAUUGCUUUUCACAAUUUUUCUGAAGUUGUCAGAGUUUUGCUAUUCAUUUCCUCUGCAAACAGAGUUAAUAGUUGACAUCUCCAGUGUGAACUCUCUCUGACCAUAAAAGUCUGUCAGGAAAAGUGGAAGAUAUUCUUUGACUCAAAGGAAUACUGAUGUUUCAGAUUUUUUUUUUUUUUUCCUCAGGAGAAGGUUCACAUUCUGUAUGUGUGUCCUCUAGAAGCAUUAAGUGGUGAUGUUUUUCAGUCCAAGGCAUCUUCUCAUACUGGUAACAGGAGUGAACUGAUGCACAUUAAAUGCAAAACACGGGCUAGAAAAACAGUAAAUGAGAGAACUGAGCUUUGUAAGCUCAACCCAGCUUAGUGAUGUAGCUUCACUUUUGAUACUCAAAGUAUUGCAUGGCUCCUUUUUAGCUAYAGAGAAGGGAACUCCUCCAUUAAGUUGUCAAGAAUGUCUUUAAAAAUAGUCAUGGGUAUUUGAAACUAAGUAUUUAGUGGAUGGGAAAGUUGAGGGUUUUUUACAAUUCUUUCUUUGUUAAGCCACAGUUGUGUUCAAGCAGUAGUGAAAGCUUAAGUAGUCAUUGUCAGGGCUUGGCAGUCAGUUGUCACAGGAAUUUCCAGAAGUUCCUGAUUAUAAGCGCUUAAAUGAAGUGAAAAAUCUCAAAGUGUAAUCCUGUAGCUUGCAGCUAAGGGCAAGACCUUGCUAAGCCAUGUAAGCAGAAACCUUCAGAGCAACAAAGCUACCCUUCAGCUCCGAGCACUUGAAGGAGAUUUUGCAAAGCAAUGUAAACAGUCCGGCAGUUGAUUUUUGUCAGCAGUACUGUAGCAGCCUUCUCUCMCGUUGUAACUGACCAUCGUUGGUCUGUCUUUAAAGACGAACUUCYAUUUGUGUUCACAUCCCUUUAUUGAACUAACAGAGUGGGACAAAUGAACAGAAGCUGCUAAGCACAAAUGUUGCCAGUUUCUAAUUCCAUGGARUUGUUACUUUAAAGAACCAAACAGUGAAAUCACAGAGCUGUAGCAGUGAAAUKAUUUGAGUAAAAUAGUAACAUCGUGUUCCUACUAAAGAGACUUUCCUGAGGCAUGCAUUCUUAGUUUGUAAAUCAUCAGAUGAGAUCAUUUCCUAACAGCUYUAAGA